GUACCAGUUAAUGUAGUGUUUGAGAAGAGUCGGAAAUUUCAAGAAUUCCUCAAAAGUGUGGUUUUUUAUGUACUGAGUGGAUUAUACCUCAAUUACAUUCGAAUUAUGUCAGCUAUUCAAUCAAAACAGAGGGCCUGCAGAUGGAUCUUACGUCAUCAACACAAAUUGAAGCAGGCUAUAAGGGCAUGUUCUCUGCAAGUCAAAGAAGCUCCAAACUGUGAUGCCAUGCCAGCUGAAGAAGCAGACUCAGAGUGCACAUUCAGGUAUGACGAUUUAACAACCAAACUGGCAGAUCCAGGAAGACUACGUGCCAAGCCGGAAGUGUCCGAUCUGAAAUUCGGACAUUUUUUCAGCGAUCACAUGCUGAAAAUACAGUACCACCGAAAACUAGGAGGCUGGCAGAAGCCUGUCAUAACUCCCUUCGAAAACCUGAGCAUCCAUCCUGCAGCUAGAGUUCUUCACUAUGCAAUUCAGCUUUUUGAAGGCACGAAAGUCUAUAGAGGAGCGGACGGCAAACUCAGAUGGUUCAGACCGGACCUCAAUAUGAUUCGGAUGAACAGAUCGGCGGAGAUGAUCGGUUUGCCGACGUUCAUCGGCACAGAACUGAUCAAGUGCAUAAAGAGGCUGGUCCAGAUUGAUCAGGAAUGGGUGCCGCAUAGCGAACAAGCCAGCCUCUACAUUCGCCCUUCUAUGAUUGGAAUUGACGGCACUUUAGGAGUGGCCCAGAGCGAAUCGGCCCUCCUCUACGCCAUCCUGUGCCCCGUGGGGCCAUAUUGGGCGGCUGGGGAAGAAGACUCAGUCUCUCUGCUGGCCGACCCCCGGUAUGCCAGGGCGUGGCCGGGGGGGUGCGGCAGCAGCAAACUGGGGUCCAACUACGGCCCCACCAUCCGAGUGCAGAGCUACGCCAACAAGCGGGGGCUGCAGCAGGUGCUGUGGCUGUACGGGCCGCAACACUACGUCACUGAGGUGGGGACGAUGAACAUUUUUAUGGUUUACUUGGACGACAACGGAGAAAAAGUUCUGGUCACUCCACCACUCAAUGAACUCAUUCUUCCUGGGGUGGUACGGCAUUCCAUCCUUGAACUAGCGAGACUGUGGAAAGAAUGUAGGGUCGAGGAACGUAUGUUCACCAUGGCUGAACUACUGAAGUACCAAAGAUCUGGGAGGCUUUUGGAAUUCUUCGGUGCUGGUACAGCUUGUAUCGUCACACCUGUCACCUCCAUCGAGUAUAUGGGCGAAUCGAUUCGGAUCCCGUCGAAAGACCAUCCCAAUCCCAUGUACCAAAAACUGAGGGACUAUCUCGCAGCCAUUCAGUACGGACACAUAGAACAUCCUUGGUGCAUAGUUAUAGACUAGAAGUUCUAGUGUUCGUCGUAACGGUCGUUUAUUCUGUCAUAAGAAGAUUACUAUUUCAAAUCGAUCGCUUAUAGUCCGCAUAUUAUUUCAAGGACUUCCAUCUGGUAAUGGGCUAUUGGACUAUUUUCCUUGUUUUGAUAGAGUCAUUAUUUAAUCUUUCAAACUUUUCGGUCGAUUUUAAAGUGCUGAAAUCACCAAUAUUGUCACCUUAAUUUUGAAACGGCUAGAAAUCUAACGCAAAUGAAAACUGACGUCAGGAUUUCGUAAAUAGGGCAGGCUAUAGCACACUUGCCAUUAAUGUUGAAAUACGAAUGGAAACUUCAAAAAUAUUAUUUAUUUAAUAAUUCAUAAUAUCUCAAUUAUAUAUUAGUAAUAUCCAUGAUGUUAUUCCAGAUUUUUUGGGAUGUUCUGUCUCAGUAUGGACAAAAGAACAAGAGUAUAAUAUGAAGUGAAGACAUAUCGAUAAAAAUAAAAGCUUACUCAACAUAUUCUUAUUGGCAUUAUGGCAGAGUGGAAUGAUAUUGGAAUCAUAUAGGAACGGAAGAUAAGAACCAAAAGGAAAAAAUCAAGGAAUCCACUUGCAUUCCUCUGAACGGAGACAAUAGCAUUGCUUCUUGUUCAGUUGGUAAACAGUGUGUCCCGCUUUUCACGAAUACACCCAGAUAUCUCAGUUAUUAAUGAUGCUAUUCUCUUGAAAUUUUAGUGGUGAUUAAUAUCAUGGCUUCCUUCUAAUAGGUCAAAUGAAAUAUUUCAUCUGAAUGUAGUUUCAUUCAACUAUAGGGUUCUAACAACUUUUUGAUAACUUGAUUAUAAUUAGCGGUCUGACAACCUUGCUCCAUGAGUGGGAAUGGAGGAUUAUCUAACCAAUAAUGAAACAGCAAUGAAACAGCAAUGAGACAGCCAAAUGGCGGCCAUGCAUUCUCUACCAGUCCAGUAGCCCAUUCUGGUUCUUCUUUGCUCUUUAAAAGCGACAGGUUCGUACUUGUAAAUUAUUUAGUUUAAUUUUCGGAUCACAAUUAGCUUUUCGGACUAUUUGCAGUUAUUCUCAAAUUAGAUAGGUACAUUCUGGUUAUUCUUGAGGAAGUUUUACAUAACUAUGAUGUCCCAAAGGAAGAUAGAAAAUAAUAGUGAUCUAGUAAUCUAGUAGUGUAUUAUCACUCAAUGGUAAGUUCAUGAAUGUGGUCGUGGCUUAUUCUCCGGAUUUCUAAUGGGAUCUGUCAAAAAUCUUUGUGGUAAAUAUAUUUGAGAAUGAAAAUCCGUGUUAGUCAAUUCAAAGAAAAUUGAAGUUGGAUUCAGGUUUCAUCACGAAUACUUGAAAGUUUUUGCGAAAUGAUUCAUUCAUUGUGGAUUUUUCACAGAUUCCAUUUUUAUCACCUACCAGAUAUAUUUUAUCCAGUAUUAUCAAGAAACUGGUAGGUGCCUUGAUAUCGAGUUGGUGAAGUAUCACAAUUAUUACUUUUUAUAAUUAUAAUUGUAUGUCUAGUUUAGGGUAUGAAUGAAUGAAACUCAUGUAAUAUGCUCCAUCCUUGAUACUUGAGUGAACUUGUAUUGUUAUUUCUCAUCUAGUUAUUAUUUUAUAUGUUGAUGAUGAUUGAUGACAUACUUCUUGUUAUACUAUAAGAAGUAUUCCAUAUAAAAAUAAAUAGCGAUAAGAUUUAUAUCUUGGAAUUCUAGAAAAUUAUCUAUUCCAAGAUGGUUGAAUGUUUCAUAUUAGCCUAUAAUAGUACAAAUAAAUAAUAAAUAUUUC
Molecule: messenger RNA, 3103 nt
Organism: Phaedon cochleariae (mustard beetle)
Lineage: Eukaryota; Metazoa; Arthropoda; Insecta; Coleoptera; Chrysomelidae
Source: the annotation of a GenBank genome assembly